Messenger RNA from Fragaria vesca subsp. vesca, 2472 nucleotides. RefSeq names its product dynamin-related protein 5A-like. Gene Ontology annotation, molecular function: GTPase activity; GTP binding; microtubule binding. The transcript has 8 exons. Lineage: Eukaryota; Viridiplantae; Streptophyta; Magnoliopsida; Rosales; Rosaceae. Gene Ontology annotation, cellular component: microtubule; membrane; cytoplasm. The coding region runs from base 1 to 2472 and encodes 823 amino acids. The record is from RefSeq and is a predicted model, not a curated record.
AUGGCCACCAACGCCUACCUCACCACACCAACCAAAACCCCAUCCCACUCCCGCAAACACCCCCACCCCAAUUCCUCCGCCGCAAACGACAUGUCGCCCUCCUUUUCCUCCGUCUUCAACUCCAACUCCAAGUCCCGCUUCGAGGCCUACAACCGCCUCCAAGCCGCCACCGUGGCCUUCGGCGAGAAGCUCCCCAUCCCCGAGAUCGUCGCCCUCGGCGGCCAAUCCGACGGCAAGAGCUCCCUCCUCGAAGCUCUCCUAGGGUUUCGGUUCAAUGUCCGCGAGGUUGAGAUGGGCACUCGCAGGCCUCUCAUUCUUCAGAUGAUCCAUGACCCCACCGCUCUCGAGCCCCGGUGCCGAUUCCAGGAGGAGGAUUCUGAAGAAUAUGGAAGUCCAGUAGUGUUGCCAUCUGCGAUUGCGGAUCUUAUAAAGUCUCGAACAGAUGCGCUUUUGAAGAAGACAAAAACUGCAGUGUCUUCCAAGCCAAUUGUGCUGAGAGCAGAAUAUGCUCAUUGUCCAAAUUUAACAAUUAUUGAUACUCCAGGGUUUGUUCUUAAGGCAAAGAAAGGAGAACCUGAAAGGACACCUGAAGAAAUUCUUUCAAUGGUGAAGGCAUUAGCUAGUCCUCCCCACCGCAUUCUCCUGUUCCUUCAACAAAGUAGUGUGGAGUGGUGCUCAUCCUUGUGGUUGGAUUCCAUUCGUGAAAUUGAUCCAACAUUCAAAAGGACUAUAAUUGUUGUCUCGAAGUUUGAUAAUCGUCUAAAGGAAUUUUCUGACCGGUGGGAAGUGGACCGCUAUCUGAGUGCAAGUGGUUACCUUGGAGAUAACACUCACCCAUAUUUUGUUGCUUUGCCAAAGGAUAGGAAUACCAUUUCAAAUGAUGAGUUCCGCAAGCAAAUAUCUCACGUAGACUCAGAAGUUCUACGACAUCUGCGUGAAGGUGUGAAGGGAGGAUUUGAUGAAGAAAAGUUUAGGCCUUACAUUGGCUUUGGCUCUUUGAGAGAAUAUUUGGAGUCUGAACUACAAAAAAGGUAUAAAGAAGCUGCCCCAGCUACUCUUGCUUUGCUUGAGGAGCGCUGCAGUCAAGUCACCACCGAACUAGCCACAAUGGAUUCAAAAAUACAGGCUACUUCCGAUGUUUCUCAGCUUAGAAGAUCUGCAAUAUUGUACACAUCUUCUAUAAGCAAUCAUGUGGGGGCUUUGAUUGAUGGAGCAGCAGAUCCUGCCCCUGAGCAAUGGGGGAAAACAACUUUUGAUGAGCGUUCAGAAAGUGGUAUUGGGGGUUGGCCUGGUGUUACAGCAGAGAUAAGGCCUCCCAAUGCUACUCUUCGACUGUAUGGAGGAGCUGCAUUUGAAAGGGUCAUGCAUGAAUUUCAUUGUGCUGCAUAUUCGAUUGAAUGCCCUCCAGUGUCGAGGGAGAAGGUAGCAAAUAUACUACUUGCUCAUGCUAGCAGAGGCGGGGGUAGAGGAGUGACAGAGGCAGCUGCAGAGAUUGCCCGAGCUGCUGCCCGAUCAUGGCUUGCUCCUCUUCUUGACACUGCAUGCGACCGGCUUUCUUUUGUUUUGGGAAAUCUCUUUGAGCUUGCUCUAGAACGGACUCGCUACCGUGAUUCUGAAAAUGGGGGGAAAUCAGGAAAUAUGGAUGGGUGUGUUGGUUUUCAUGCUGCUCUAAGGCAGGCUUACAAUCGCUUUGUAAAAGAUCUAUCUAAACAGUGCAAGCAACUAGUCCGCCACCACCUGGACUCGGUUACAAGUCCAUACUCAUUGGUUGGUUAUGAGACUGAUUUCCAGGGAAGUUAUGGCUCCAGUGCAACCUCUUUUGUCAGAUCUAACCAGUCCUCAGUCAAUUCAUUUUUACUUGAGUUGUCUGACGUCUCAAUGAUAGAUCAGGAGAAUAACCCUCCAGAAAAGAAUGUACAGCAAACAACUCCAGGAAAAGGGGCAGAGGCUAGAGAUCCUCUUCGAGAAUGCCAAAUGACUGUGCCUGAGACUCCAUCACCUGAUCAGCCCCGUGAUGAUGGUGCAAAGAAGGAUCUUGGAAAUGGCAUUGAUAUUGGACCCAGAAAGCGGGUAUCAAGAAUGACAGGCAAUAACAAAUACUUUGACAAUGUAAGAGCACAAAAUGGGGGCUCCCUUCUCUUUGGAAAUGGGGAUGAUGCUUUAAGAUCAGGUUCACCUUACACAGAAGUUUGUUCAUCCGCUGCACAGCACUUUGCACGCAUACGUGAAGUUCUUGUUGAGAAAAAUGUGGCAUCAGCUCUGAAUUCUGGGUUCCUAACCCCUUGUCGAGAUCGGCUUGUUCUGGCACUUGGUUUGGAUUUGUUUGCUGUGAAUGAUGAGAAAUUCAUGGACAUGUUUGUUGUCCCUGGUGCAAUUGAUCUACUACAAAAUGAGCGGCAGUCACUCCAGAAGCGUCAAAAGACACUCCAGUCUUGCUUGACUGAGUUCAAAACUCUUGCUCGAGCUCUUUGA